This is a messenger RNA of Rotaria sp. Silwood2, 483 nucleotides long. The record is from the annotation of a GenBank genome assembly. NCBI's taxonomy places the organism in Eukaryota, Metazoa, Rotifera, Eurotatoria, Philodinida, Philodinidae.
AUGAAUACAUUACCUGAUAAACGUUAUGGUCGUGAAUACAUUCAUUUUUCAAGAGAAGACCUUCCUUAUGGGGGAUGGGGUGGCGGAACAGAUAAUCCAAGUGGUGCUAUUCCGGGCGCUUACUAUGGUACUGGAAUCAAUCCCAACUAUGGUGACCUUGGACCAGUCAGAAAUGAUGUUGACAGUAGCAUCAAUGUAAUAAGUUAUAAUCAAGGUUAUUCUCCGAACAGCGGUCUUAUUUCGAAUUGGGAUCAACAUCAACAGCAACAGCAACCAUACAAUUUAUUCAACAAUAAUUAUAAUAAUGCAUUUCACAGACCAAAUGUUAACAAUUAUUUUAAUCGACCAUACAAUCGCUAUCCACCUGGAAGUCAAGGAUGGUAUGCAACUGGUGGUAAUUAUUGGUAUAAUAAAGGACAAUCAAUUAUUCCGCAUAUCUGGUUUUUGAUAACAAGCAUUCUAAUUUUGAUUAUUUGUAUGUAG